Messenger RNA from Melitaea cinxia (Glanville fritillary), 3120 nucleotides. RefSeq names its product ATP-binding cassette sub-family G member 1. Gene Ontology annotation, cellular component: plasma membrane. Lineage: Eukaryota; Metazoa; Arthropoda; Insecta; Lepidoptera; Nymphalidae. The record is from RefSeq and is a predicted model, not a curated record. Gene Ontology annotation, molecular function: ABC-type transporter activity; ATP binding; ATP hydrolysis activity. Bases 116 to 2041 code for a protein of 641 amino acids. The transcript has 11 exons.
UACAGACAAAAGAUAUGAAAUAGUCGCUUGCGCGCGCGCAUUCAACCGCGCGACAGAUCGGUUGGCGCACGUGCGCUAUUACUGUAUGUGAUUAAAAAAAUAUCGAUUCUUAAAAAUGAUGCUCGCGGGAGCCGAGAUAGUGAAAGAGAGUGUAGCGUUCAAGAAAGACGAAACUGGAAAUUCUGAAGCGGUUAUCACUCCCGGGCCUUCCCAGCCCGAAGUACCCACGGGCGGGAUGGGUCUCUCCCGGGUGCCGACCAGGGAACCCGUCGAUAUCCAGUUCUCAAACAUCACCUGUACUGUAUCGCUGGGAAUAAACAAAGGAACCAAACAAAUUCUACACAGUGUGAAUGGCAGGCUUCGUCCAAAACAAUUAAUUGCUAUUAUGGGUCCGUCAGGCGCUGGCAAGUCCACUUUACUAGACGUCCUCUCCGGAUACAGAAUAACAGGCGUUGGAGGUGCCAUAUUUAUCAACGGACGAGGAAGGAUUAUGAAGAAUUUUAAGAAAAUGUCAUGCUACAUCCAGCAAGACGACAGAAUCCAGGGCCUUCUGACGGUAGGGGAGAACAUGACAUUAGCUGCCGAUCUGAAACUACCCACGAGAAUGGACAAGUACGAAAAAUUAGAAGUGAUCGAAGACAUCCUAACGAACUUGGGGUUAUACGAACACAUGAACACUCGCGGUGCACAACUUUCAGGAGGCCAACGAAAGAGACUUUCCAUUGCUUUGGAGCUCAUUAACAACCCCUUAGUUAUGUUCCUUGACGAGCCUACCACAGGUUUAGACAGUUCAUCUUGCACCCAAGUUGUCCAGCUAUGUAGAAGUCUUGCUCACCAAGGCCGAACUAUUGUCUGCACGGUUCACCAGCCAUCAGCCUCCUUGUUCGCUCUCUUCGAUCAAGUUUACGUAUUAGCGGCAGGAAACUGUCUGUACCAGGGCACCACCAGGAACCUCGUACCUUAUGUCGAGGAUGCGGGACUCCCUUGUCCAAUUUACCACAACCCUGCCGAUUACAUCAUAGAAUUAGCGUGCGGUGAAUACGGUGAAGACAAAAUACCUAUCUUAACAACAAAGGCUGAAAACGGUAAAGCACUACAAUGGUUCGAUGAUCAUGAGACUAUUGCUACGAUGGAAGAACUCAGGAAACAAUAUCCAUUAAGCGUGAUGCGAGGACAGGACAGAAGUACAGGAGAAGAGGAAACGCCCCAGUCUAACCAAAGAUCCGUCCUCAUUAGGCGGGGAUUCCUUAAAGCUAAACGUGAUCCCACGAUGACACAUCUCCGGUUGAUAGUAAACGUAGUAGUAGGAAUUAUGUUAGGAGCACUUUUCAUCAACGCUGGCAAUGAAGGUUCUCGUGUCUUGGAGAACUAUAACCUUUUGUUUGCAAUUCUCAUGCACCACAUGAUGUCGCCUAUGAUGUUGACCAUUCUGACUUUCCCAUCAGAAAUGUCGAUAUUACUAAAGGAACACUUCAACAGAUGGUACUCUCUAGGAUCUUAUUAUGUAUCGAUAACAAUCGUCGAUUUACCGAUUUCGAUAGUGUCGUGCGCGAUAUUCAGCGUGAUCGUGUACCUGAUGUCGUCGCAGCCGCUGGACGCCGCGCGCUUCGCCAUGUUCUUCGCCAUCUCGCUCUACACCGUGCUUGUGGCGCAGAGCUUCGGACUAAUGAUCGGUGCCGUCUUCAACGUUGUGAACGGAACGUUCCUCGGGCCAACGCUGUCAGUACCGAUGAUGAUGUUCGCUGGCUUCGGUGUCACACUACGAGAUUUGCCAUCAUACCUCUACUGGGGUUCCUACAUUUCAUACCUGAGAUACGGUCUGGAGGGCUACAUUGGUGCUAUUUAUGGCUUGGAUAGACCCACCCUGGACUGCAAUGGAGCAAAAUACUGUCACUAUAGGUAUCCUCGUACGUUCCUGAAGGAGAUCGCCAUGUCUCCAAACAAUUUCUGGUGGGACAUCCUCGCUCUGACCGUGACUCUGUUCGUCUUGAGAACCGCUGCUUUUCUUCUGCUCAAGUGGAAACUAAGCGCCGUCCGAUAAUCUUAUUCCUCACUUUUGUGUAUAUAAUUAUUAAUUACAGGUAUGUUUAUAAAUAAUAAUUAAUAGUUGGGUAGAGUGACCUUUUAUUGCUCAAUUAAACUUAGUCUUUGAAAGUGUAAUUUUUUGGUAAAAAUAAAAAUAAAUAUUUUAAGCGGAUUCGAGUUGAAUGAGAUUAGAUUUUGAUGUUUUUUUUAUUCCUAAGAAAUGUGUGAUUUUUUUAUUUUAUUUUUCAAUUGUGAUUAUUAUUAAAUUGUUAUUGGAUAGAGUUUUAUUUGAGGGUUGAUAAAUUGAUUAGCGCAACUGAGUAUAAUAUAAUACUUUAAUUCUUAUUGUUAUUAGGUUGUUUAUAAUUGCCAAUGUAUACGUUAGCUAAGGGAUUUGACAUUGAUUAAGUCCAAACAAAUUGAAUUAAAAAUAUUUUUAUACUAUUUGUACAUAUCGAUAGUACAAAUGACUUGGUUAUUGUGAUAUAAAGACGAUUUCUGUUUCCUGAAUAUGAUUUUUAAUAUUGUAUAAGCCGUAAUCAAAGAACAAACGAUAUUAUUUUGAGUAGUUAUUGUUUAAUGCUAUAAAUCGUACUGUGAUAUACAACGCCAUUUCUAAUUAUAUCAUAUGUAAAAUAUAACUUACGUUAUGUAUCAAAAUUAUAUAUAAAAUAAAUUAAUUAAGGGUAAGUGCAUAUACUUUUUUGCUUAAUUAUUUAUACAUGUCCAAAGUAGUAAAAGUCUAACAUUACUACAAGUAUAAACUAUUUUACUCAUAUUUUUCAAGUUUUUGACAAAUAUUUGUCUCGUAAAUAAUAAUGCAAUGUUAAAGUAAAAAUGACUAAUCAUUGUUUUAUAACAAUGAAUAUGUAAGUAUUCUUUAUCAGUCUUUAUCAGGUAAACAUAAUUUUUUAUUAAAUUUUCUACAGUAACUUAUGUGUGUUUUGAUUGUACAUAAAAAUAUUUAGGGGGUAGGUACUAUAGAAGUUACCUGGGACCAAUGAUUUUACGGUUAAAAUGGUCCGAAAUUAUGUUUUGUUUAGAUUAAAUUAUAUCUUACGUAUCUACUAGAAAUGUAGAUAUGAAAAGAAUAAA